Molecule: messenger RNA, 3898 nt
Organism: Cuscuta epithymum
Lineage: Eukaryota; Viridiplantae; Streptophyta; Magnoliopsida; Solanales; Convolvulaceae
Source: the annotation of a GenBank genome assembly
CAUAACCUAUAUAUUAUCCUCACAAACCCCUAAGAUCGGCUCUCUCCUCCAGCCGCUGUUCGAUCUAUUUUCUCUGAGCCGUUCUUUUGUUCUGGUGCCAAAGCUUAGGGUUCUAAUCUCGUUUUAUCACGCUACUUCAGAAACCGAGCAAGAGAAUAUCGCAUCUGUCAAAAUGGAUACGACAAUCACAACUUUGGAACCUGAUAGUGGCCGUCUCUGUAUUCCUGAGAAGGUUCGAGUUGUUUCUACACAAUCUGAGCGCAAAUCACUCCCUGGGCUGGAUGUGCUGGAUGAUUAUAGGAGAAAAAGUAGAGACAACGCUCAUGUUGAGGAUUAUCGGCGCAGGGAAUCAUCACGUUCUGGGAAUCAGUACAAUAAUGACAGCAGGAGAAAAAGAACUAGACAUGGUGUUAAAGGGCAAACAGAAUUUGAUGAUGAGGAUGAAGGGAAGGUUAUCCUGCUAGUCCAUGAUACAAAACCCCCUUUUCUGGAUGGAAGAAUUGUCGUCACAAAACAAGCUGAACCAGUAAUGCCAAUCAAGGACCCUACAUCAGAUAUGGCCAUAAUAUCUAGGAAAGGCUCAGCUCUUGUCCGCGAAAUACAUGAAAAACAAAGUAUGCAUAAAUCUCGUCAACGGUUUUGGGAACUUGCUGGAUCAAAACAAGGUGAGGUUGAUUUCAAGGAAGAAGCUAGGUUUUCACAGCACCUAAAGAAAGGGGAAGCAGUAAGUGACUUUGCAAAGUCCAAAACACUCUUGCAGCAGAGGCAGUAUUUGCCCAUAUUUUCUGUUCGCGACGAGUUUAUGCAGGUUGUUCGUGAAAAUCAGAUUGUGGUAGUUGUCGGAGAAACUGGUUCAGGGAAGACUACACAAUUGACCCAGUACCUACAUGAAGAGGGCUACACAAAGAAUGGGAUAGUUGGUUGCACCCAACCUAGGCGUGUAGCAGCUAUGAGUGUCGCAAAGAGAGUUAGUGAAGAGAUGGAAACUGCGCUUGGAGAUAAAGUAGGAUAUGCCGUUCGUUUUGAAGAUGUGACUGGACCAAACACUGUUAUCAAGUACAUGACAGAUGGUGUGCUUCUACGCGAGACGGUAAAGGAUUCUGAUCUUGAAAAAUACAGUGUCGUUGUGAUGGACGAAGCACAUGAGAGAUCAUUAAACACUGAUGUGCUGUUUGGCAUACUUAAAAAAGUUGUUUCUCGGCGUCGUGAUUUUAAGCUUAUUGUAACGGCUGCCACGCUGAAUUCACGAAAAUUUUCGGACUUUUUUGGAAGUGUACCAAUCUUCAACAUUCCGGGUAGAACAUUCCCCGUUGAACAUAUGUACAGCAAAACUCCUUGUGAAGAUUAUGUAGAGGCUGCAGUAAAGCAGGCUAUGACCAUCCACAUAAGUAGUGCUCCCGGUGAUAUACUCAUAUUCAUGACUGGUCAAGAUGAGAUUGAAGCUACAUGUUACGCACUCCAAGAGCGAAUGGAACAGUUAGUGGCCUCAACUAAACAAGCUGUAGCGAAUCUACUCAUCCUUCCCAUCUACUCCCAACUACCUUCUGAUUUGCAGGCUAAGAUAUUUCAGAAGGCCGGGGAAGGAGAACGCAAAUGCAUUGUUGCCACAAACAUUGCAGAGACAUCCUUAACCGUUGAUGGAAUUUUCUAUGUGAUUGAUACCGGCUACUGCAAGAUGAAGGUGUACAAUCCGCGCAUGGGUAUGGAUGCCCUUCAAGUGUUUCCGGUCAGUCAAGCAGCGGCAAACCAGCGAGCAUUGCGGGCUGGUAGAACAGGGCCUGGAACUUGCUACCGACUCUAUACUGAGAGUGCAUACUUGAACGAGAUGCUUCCAAGCCCUGUACCAGAGAUCCAAAGGACAAACCUUGGAAAUGUCGUAUUACUGCUAAAGUCUCUCAAGAUCUCAAAUUUGUUAGAUUUUGAUUUUAUGGAUCCACCACCUCAGGAAAACAUCCUCAACUCCAUGUACCAGCUGUGGGUAUUGGGCGCCCUUAGUAACGUCGGUGACCUAACUGGUCUUGGAUGGAAAAUGGUGGAGUUCCCGUUGGAUCCGCCUCUUGCUAAGAUGCUUCUGAUGGGAGAACAACUGGAGUGCUUGAACGAAGUUCUCACCAUUGUAGCGAUGCUUUCAGUACCUUCAGUUUUUUUCAGACCCAAGGAUCGGGCAGAAGAGAGUGAUGCUGCCCGGGAGAAGUUCUUUGUGCCAGAAUCCGAUCAUCUCACACUGCUAAAUGUGUACCAGCAAUGGACGGCGAAUCAGUACAGGGGCGACUGGUGUAACGAUCAUUUCUUACAUGUCAAAGGUCUGCGUAAGGCAAGGGAGGUGAGAUCUCAACUGCUGGAUAUUCUCACAACGCUCAAAAUCUCCCUCUCCUCGUGUGGCCCGGACUGGGAUAUUGUGAGAAAGGCAAUCUGCUCUGCAUAUUUUCACAAUGCAGCUAGACUUAAGGGUGUGGGUGAAUAUGUAAAUUGUAGGAAUGGAAUGCCAUGUCACCUGCAUCCCACCGAUGCACUCUAUGGGUUGGGUUACACGCCAGAUUAUGUCGUGUUUCAUGAGUUGAUAUUGACGACAAAGGAGUAUAUGCAGUGUGUUACGGCAGUUGAACCGCAGUGGUUAGCUGAGAUGGCCCCCAUGUUUUUCUCUGUUAAGGACUCGGAUACUUCCAUGUUGGAACACAAAAAGAAACAAAAGGAUGAGAAAACAGCCAUGAAGGAAGAACUAGAAAAUCUGAGGAAUGUCUAAGUGGAGAAUGAGAGAAGAAAGAAAGAAAAGGAGAGUGAGAAGAGGGCGACGCAACAACAACAAAUUUCAAUGCCUGGCUUGAAGAAAGGCGCUUCCACUUACCACAGAUCAAAUAAACUAGGUCUUUAAAUGCUGUACCUUUUUAUGUAGUUUAUUAUGCAGUUCCAUUUUCCGAUGAGUGGUUGGCUGCUAUUGAAGCAGCUGGAGAGUAGCGCACUAAAAUAUGCUUAGUCAUGUAUUUUCGAGACAAAUGAUACAUUGAUAUCCUUCCCAAGGACAUCCAACCUUCAAGGGAUAUAGCUCAGACGCCUUUGAUUUGUCCUUCCUUGCAAAUGAAGUUAAAUCACAGUUCCUCACGAGUUCAACGCUUCUUCCAGAAAUGGGGUUGAGGGAUCGUUUAGCAAUGGAUGAUGCUAUUGACAUGAAUUGGACUGCUUUAGUUUCAACCUGAAAUGCCUAAUGAGCCCAAGACAUUCCAAAAACAGGAGUAAAGAACUGUAAUUACAAGGAAAAAGGAAUUUCUGUGACUUUGAUGUUUGAUAUUCAUGUUACUUCUUCAGAGAUUGUACGAUUGAGGUGUAUAUUCAUUCACUAAUCAAACAAGACAAUCACCCAAAAAAAUUAAAAAAGGAUUUAUCAAGUGGUUCUCUAUAGUAUAGUGUGUUGUAUAUCUUUUUUUGGAAUAUAUUUUUAAUGCAAACAGUAAAAGUACUUGUGCAAGUGUGAGGAGCAGCAGAAGAAAACCGCGAUGUCGGAAUGGGUAGAGGAUAGAGACCCCGAUGCCCGGAGGAAUUUACUGCCAUACCGGGCAUUGAGCAGGAUGAGCAAAUCAGAAAAGUUGAAAGAGAUGGCAAGUCCAGAUUUGUUCGUGGGGCAAAAGAAUGCCGGAGAAAAUGGGCUGUAAUAUGCAAUACAUCCUAGAGAAAGUAUUAGAGAAAGUAGGAGGAAUUGAAGUACGGUAAGAUGGCCAGUCGUUCUAGAUACGUUUGUUUCACUUCGAACAGUUGAAUCUGCUAAAUAUCUACACUAAUCACUUUGCAACUUGAUCUUUCGGUGAUGUCUUAUGUAUUAUACUUGACACGAAUCUAUUAUUGUACAUCCCUCAAACAAAAAGUACUGAAACAAUCUAUUUCUUCUCAAUAGAUACGAGGUCCC